This is a messenger RNA of Diaporthe amygdali, 909 nucleotides long. RefSeq lists its product as uncharacterized. Lineage: Eukaryota; Fungi; Ascomycota; Sordariomycetes; Diaporthales; Diaporthaceae. The coding region runs from base 1 to 909 and encodes 302 amino acids. The transcript has a single exon. The record is from RefSeq and is a predicted model, not a curated record.
AUGACCGUCAUCACAAAGAGCAGCAGCAGGAGCAGGGCCGCGGCGGAAACCCUACAAGGCCGGCUCGAAAUUCGUUUCCCGCAGAGAGAGCUGAGAGACGUCCCCCAAGACGAAGAGUGGUGCGAGCUUGUGGAGGGCGAACAUGUCACGCGCAUCCGGUUCCACGACUAUGCCCAGGUCUUCAACAUCCCCGGCCUAUACAACCAGCUCUUCGGCGGACCCGACUCGGAGACGAAAUGUGUCUCGCCGCAAGUCAUGACCACGCUCCUGCGCGACCAGCUGCACCUGCUGCUUCACGACGGCCAGGAUAGUGAGCAACGUGAGUGCAGGCCGAAGCUGCGGAUCUUGGAUCUUGGCGCGGGAAAUGGCAUGGUAGGCGAGGAAUUACGCUCUGUCAUCCAGGAGUAUGAUGGUGGACUCCUCGCAGACUCCACCAGCAUUGUAGGAUUUGAUAUUCUCCCGGAAGCAAAGGCAGCGACUGAGCGCGAGCGGCCUGGUGUGUACGAUGCGUAUGUGGCUGCUGAUGUCACGGAGUACGUCAAAGCGCCGCCGAGCAGCCCCACUGAGACGAUGCUCUUCGCCCAGGGGUUUAAUGUGCUGACGUCGGUCAGCUCGCUGGCUUUCGGGGACGGAAGUGUACAAGCGUUCAAAGCUGCAGUGUCUCUGGUUGAGGAUGGCGGGUUGCUGGUGUUCAAUCUGAAGGAGAACUUUGAGUCGGUGGAUUCUGAUGUAGACGGCGAGGGUGAUGCUGUUGGUACAAAUGGAUUCUCAGGCCUCAUUAAAAAUGCUGUUGAGAAAGAAGUCCUCUCAAUUGUGGCUAGAAGGAGGUAUUGCCAUCGUUACUCUGUCACCGGAGAGCCGCUGUAUUAUGUGGCUGUGGUAGCCAUCAAACACGCGACGCUGCGUUAA